Messenger RNA from Nymphalis io (European peacock), 6679 nucleotides. RefSeq names its product partitioning defective 3 homolog (gene baz). NCBI's taxonomy places the organism in Eukaryota, Metazoa, Arthropoda, Insecta, Lepidoptera, Nymphalidae. Gene Ontology annotation, biological process: establishment or maintenance of epithelial cell apical/basal polarity; establishment of centrosome localization; intracellular protein localization. Gene Ontology annotation, molecular function: phosphatidylinositol binding; protein binding. The transcript is spliced from 20 exons. The record is from RefSeq and is a predicted model, not a curated record. Gene Ontology annotation, cellular component: cell cortex; apical plasma membrane; apical junction complex. The coding region runs from base 369 to 3578 and encodes 1069 amino acids.
UACUACACGCGAGUCACUAUGACCGUUGCUGUUUCGUGCUCAUGCCCGUAUUUUGUGUAAUCUUAUCGUAAUGCGUUCAAUGUUGAAUGCUAUUUCUAUAAUUGAUGCUGACAAAAUAUUGCAACCGAUUAAGUGCUAACGUAUGAUCUGUAUACAGCGCUAUGAAAACUUACUUCCGAACUGCCAGUUUUGUAAUUUUUAUUUCAACGGUGCUUUGUGAGCGGCUUCGACAUAGGGCUACCAUUACCAUGUGCGCUAGAUAGUGUUGUGCUCUUAUUAGUUUUUUGUCAAACUAAUAUGCUAGCUUGUGAAUAUAAUGUGUGGUGAGCGGUCAACGCUGCCAAGUGAAUCAUAAGUGAAGUGUCAAUAUGAAGGUGACGGUGUGUUUUGGUUCUGUGCGGGUGUUGGUUCCUUGUGGCGCUGGCGACUUGUUGGUCAGGGACCUCAUACGGGAAGCAACACUUCGAUAUAAAAAAGCUACCGGACAGGGGCCGGAGACAUGGGUAGGCGUGCGAGCACUUCGUGCGAGUUCAGGUGGUAUUCUGGAUCUCGACGAUCGCGUGAGGGAUGUGGCCGACGACCGAGAGACGCUCACCGCAGAAAGCGUUAACCAGGCGCAGCCAAGGGCUGCCCAAGCAGAUGGCGCAAGCGGCUCGUCUGCAGGCACUGCCUCGCCGGAUAUGUUUCGGGGCGGUGGCGGUGUUGGUGGAAGUAUGCGGGUUCCAAAUACAGAUUCAUGUGUAGAAGUUGGCAUAGCGGACUUGGAAGACGGCGCUAACGGUUUACAAGUUCGUCGCGGAAGUGAGCCCUCACUGCAUCAAGACACAUUGCCUCCGCAAAGACAGGUUUCAGAUCAAAGUAAACGAUGGUCAGCGGCGGUGGUGUGUCGGGACGACACGAGCCGAGUGAUGCACAAGAUGCACCCCCUGGACGGCCGGCCGCCCGACCCGCCGCCUGGCCAGGGACAACACUUCCAGCGACAAUCCAACCGCCUUUCUAUGCAGUUCUCUGGUCCUGGAAGCGGUGUAUGGUUGGAUGCAGCUGAGCGAGUCCAGGUAUAUGAAAGUAAAAGCCUUCCUCGAGAUGCUCGAAAAGAACCAUUAGGACAAGAUACACCUCCCAGUAACAAUCAGACCCAUAGAGUCGAAGAUAUGUUGAGAUGGGUGUCUGGAGUUAAUAAUGUAGCCAACGUACAUCCUGUUCAAGAACGACCUCUCGAUCUUCCAGAAGGAAAUAGCGAAAGGGCCAUAUCGGAUAUGGAGGUGCCUGUCAGUCCGAGUAGCAAACCAGUAUCGAAAGCUAUGCAGACUGUGACCGUCACCCUGAUCAAGGGGGAAAAGGGGCUAGGGUUCACUAUCACCACAAGGGAUAAUCCUACAGGAGGGCAUUGUCCUAUUUAUAUUAAGAAUAUUUUACCAAAGGGCGCGGCGGUGUCGGACGGGCGGCUGCGCGCGGGCGACCGGCUGGUGUCCGUGAACCGCGUGGCGGUGGCGGGCCGCACGCAGCAGCAGGUGGUGGCGCUGCUGCGCGCCACGCCGCCCGACGCCGCCGUCGAGCUGGUGGUGGAGCGCGCGCGCACGCAGAGGGUGGAACCUCAACAAAGUCCAACCAAGUAUACGGAAAAACCGAUAGGGCCUGCACAGAGUACACAAUCGAAGCCAAUUGACGCCAAACCUGAAAAUGGUCGCGUUUCGAGUAUGGUGAACGCCAUAAACCACGGCAACAAUAACUCAGUGAGAGGAAGAAUACCAAAAAGCUCGUCGAAGGAUGAUCUAUUGAAGGACCAUUCGGUAGACAGUGCUCUACAAGAGGCUUUGAACUCUUCUUCAAAUUCUUUACUAGGUCUGCGUAACCGCCUAAUCCUAAGACUAGACGUGCCAGUCCACGAUUCUGAAAAAGCUGGACUCGGUAUCAGCGUAAAGGGAAAAGUGACAGUUGGACCAGACCCCCACGAUUUGGGUAUUUUCAUUAAAUCUGUACUUCAUGGUGGUGCCGCGUCCAGGGAUGGAAGAUUACACACAAACGACCAGCUUCUCAGUGUGAACGGCGUAACGUUGGUCGGUCAGUCGAACUCAGAGGCGAUGGAGACUCUUCGGCGGGCGCUUUUACAUUCAAGGCCUAACGUACAUGGUAGCAUAUCUCUCACUAUCGCCAGGAGGACGGAUAGCAUGGAUAGCUUAGCGAGGUGGAAGGACGACACGCCACCGAACGGUAACGACACCACGAAUUCAAACGAAAACAGUAAUUCUCAAAACUUUAACACGGUUAUAUAUAACACGUCGCACGACAAGGAGAAUAAACCGCUGGAUUACAGUCAGAAAGUCGAAACCAGUAAAGAAGGUUUCGACCACCACGACGGAAGAAAUAGCAAGAAACACGCCUCCAUUAUUACUAUUAAUAAUAAUAAUAGUUGGGUGUCGAAUCAGUCGGACGACAGCAAAGGCUACUUAGAGAGGGACAAGGAAACGAUCCCACACGACAGCAAAAGAGACAGCUUCGAGUGGAGCCGCCUGGACGGAUGGAACCCCGUCAUAGAUCGGCUGACGGGCCUGCGCAACGAGAGCUACUACAUGGCGACGCAAGUGGACGCCCCGGUCGCGAACGGCCACCACUACAGGCAGAACCUGGGACACGUUCACAUGUCGAGGUCUCCUCCCGCGCAUCACAACGUUAUCAUCGAAGAGGAUUACGGUACGACGAGGGGCAGCACGGCGGGCGAGUCUGGCAGCGAGUGCGGCGGCGCCUUCAGCCGCGACGCGGUGGGGCGGCGCUCCAUGUCGGAGAAGCGCCACGCCGCGCUCGACGCGCGCGCCACCGGCACCUACCGCAAGAUCAAGGAGAACAAGGCGCUCACCGCCAUGCAAGUGGGUCCAUCGCUUGGAAUGCGGAAAUCGUCAAGUUUAGAAUCUCUUCAGACAGCGAUACAGGAAACUCAAAGAAACCCAAUCCGCAACGAACCUAUCUAUGCACGAGCUCACCCACCGCUGAAACACUGGCUGACUGACGACAAUGCUGCCCCUGAUACUAUAGUACGGGGAUCACCGCAACAAUCGUCGCUAUCACACAAGAAACCUUCACUUCUUAAAUCCUUAUCUACAAUGUUCAGAAUCGGCAAGCCACAUAAAAAGACUGAAGCUGAUUUAUAUGGUAGAGCGCAGCCGGGACGGUCGUCGGAGAAAUCGUUGUCACGGGAAGCGCUGGAGAGGCACAGAAAAGAUGAACGGUCGAACGAAGCGGAACCAGCUCAACCGGCUAGGGAGGCGCGCGGCGGCUCGGAGCGACGCACGGCGCCCGCGCACGCGCACGUGAUGGAAAACGCUUGGGGUCCGACUGGACACUACGUGAAUUAUGAAGAAAUACAACAAAACUUGAACUGGCGGCGCGAGAAGCUGAGCGAGGUGCAGAUCGGGCAGGUGCGGCGCGGCGCGCACGCGCAGCACGACAGUCGGCGAACUGGAGCGGGCGGUUAUCAUUCCCAGCGGUCUUGCAAAGAGAGCGGCAUCCGACCGCAGUCCAACUAUUACGAGUACGAAAGCGCUCCGCCGAGAAGACCCGGGAAGCUGUCGCACUACCACUGAGCACUGGACUCGUGAGCUGAUAGCGGUGGACAUUAUCUUCCGAGAUCCGAUGCUUUGUACACAUAUGUAUGAUGAGCAUUCGCAUCGGAAGACUCCAAAUAUUGGAAUAUGUUUGUUAGAAGAUUCCGUGUCAUAAAAUGUUGUAUUAUAAUGUCGUCAUAUUAAAUAACUAUUGAAAUAUAUCCAACUGUUAGUACUACAGUCGGACUCGUCUUGUAAAUAUCGACUAGGCUAUGAAGUACAUUAUAAGUAUUGCAAAAUUAGAAGCGCUACGGACCACCAAUUUAUUCCUUUACAUGCUUAGGUACAAAUAAAUGAUAUCAUUUAAUGGAAACGAUUUAGGAAUUGAAUAGCAAUUAGGAACUUUGAAAUAUUAGGGCACAGUAGACGUAACCGAUGAAAUUCUUGUUUACAAAUAUUUGUAAACGUAUAUAUAGUCAUAGACAAUUUUACGGCCGGUUUUUAUAGAUAUUUUUACUGUUGUAAUCUAAAAUAAUUUUUGGUACAUAUAAAUAAACAUAGAAUCAUUUUUUAUUAAACAUUUUACAUAUGUCGAAAGACAAUUAAUUUAUUCUCUAGCAAUACUAGCGACUUAUAAAACUAUAGUACAGUUUGUUUAUACUAUAGUAACUUUUAAUGUUCACGAAGUGCUUAAAUUAGAUUUGGAAUUGAAUAUAAAAACAUUGUUACCUGGUGCCAUUUUAUUGAUGGUAGCUUUUUUAUUUUUCUAUCGUAAGUUUUUAGUAUAUACAACUAAACGUCAGAUGUCGUUUGACGUCACUAGAUGUCAAGAGGAAAAUGAGUGAAUAAACAACGCAAUACAACUCGUUCUUAGUAUAGAAUAGAAUUGUUUUUGGAAUUGCAAAAAAAAAAAACACACGAGAGACAAAGUGUGUGUUUUUAUAAUAUAUAAAUAUAUAAUUUCUUUUAUAAUAAUUACAGGUAGUAAAAAAAUAUAUAUAAAAAUUGUUACAAAAUAAUUAAAAUUUUAAAUAAUUGAAGGGUAAAAUAUAUUUGGUUAUCGGUAAAUUAAAACUUGAAUUUAAUUUUAAAUCGUGCUACCAAGAAAAAUGUUGCCACAUCAAUAAAUCAUUUUUACAAAUUUACCAUAAAGUUAAUAUAAAUUUUAAAUAAACGCGUCAUUUCAAGCUUAUGAUUUACGAUUUUCUAUUAACCAUUGUAUGGAACUUGUUUAUAUUUUUUUUUAUCCCACGAUAUAUUUAACAAACUUUUCAAUGACUAAUUUUAAUUUAUUCCGGUUCUGUUCUUAUAAAGACUCGUUUCUUUUUUAUAAUAUUUUUAUUCGUAUCGUUUUAGUUUUUAUGUAUUUGAAAUGAAUACAAUUAAGUACUAAAUAUGUAUAUAUUCUUAAAUUUAAAUAAUAGUUAAAACUAGCUCACGAUAUUAUUUUUUUCGCAGGCAGUAAAAAUGUUCACGAAUUAUGAAAUCUAACUUUGUUCACAAGCCUUAUUAUUAAAUAAACUUACUUGCUAAUAUUAAACUCCUACCUCUUGUGAUAAAUUUAAAAUGAUUAUUAAAAUUAAAAUAACUUAUUCUUUUUAUAAAAGUCUCAAAAAGUCAAUUUGAACAUGCAGUGGUGAUUAUUGCGAACUGUCUAGACGUCACCCUGGUAAGGAGUUUAACGAGUACUCUUAAUAUAAAAUUUUAGAGGUUCAAAAAUAAACUAGCCCACUAUAUUCUCAUUAUCCUCAAUUUGAAAUAUUUCAAUUGCCAUUUUAAUAUGGUGGUCUUAUAAUGUAUUUUUUUUUACUUUAAUUUUAAUAAAAAAAAAACAAUCUCUCAGUUCACGUAACAAACUUGCAAUUCCCUUCUACCACAUAACUUCAUAUUCAUAUUACCAAGAGCAUAUUCGUUUGAAAAAAUAUAUACUAAAACCUCAAUAAAUAAAGCAUACCAAUUAAACCUCGGUAAGCUGUUCGAGGUCUUGGCGAGUGAUUGCAAAGACUGCUACCUGUCGCUCCACGUAACAUUAUUAUUAACAAUCUCAGUUGUGUAAAUAAAUAAUCUUACUUUAUAAUUUAAGUUAAGGUUCAACGACCUCAUCUCACCAAACCAUACCAUACACUCGAUACUUAAUCAGAAGGUGUAACACUCCACACAUAUGUACAUGAUAAAUAAGCUUUUCAGGUCCCUGCCUCACAGGUCGAAGCAAAAAUUAUUUUUUAAUUAGUCUUAAUUAUAUAUACGUAAAUAAAUUUAAUGUGCAUAAAAGUCAAAAAGUGGAAGGUUAUCUGAUACUCAGGGGUCUUUCUGCGACUUAAUCCAAUUUUUAUUUUCUGGUUCUUUUUUUAUGAGAUAUCUAUUUAGCUGUAACUAUUCUAUAUAUAUUUGUUUUGGGACAAAAAUAUUGUUCACAAAAGGAUAUUGAAAUUUAACUUACAUUAAGCAAGGAAUAUGUAAAUAUUUUUCAUAUUAAUUUUAAGCAAUUGAAUGUUAGGCUAUAAACUAUGUAUAUUACAUACAUUCCUACUUAAUUCCGCGUUUAAGUCCAGAAAUCAAAGAAGCUUUAAAAUGUCGACUAGUUUAUAAGAUAAGCUGUAACAAAAACAAUAAAAUUUAUUAUGUUUACUUUAAAAUGACUGAGUUCGAAUGAUUCAAUGCUAGCUAUUAUUUGUGUCCAUGGAUAUAUUAAUAAAUUAAAUUAAUUAUAAAUGCAAAAAAAAACCACGAUAAUUAUAAUUCAAUACAUUAUUUGCUUUGUGCUUUAUUUUUUCUCAUAAUUGUGAUAUUAUCGUUGUAAUUAAUUGAUAUAUUAAAUACCGGUUCAUUAUGGUGAUAUUAUUGGAUUUUUUUUUUUAGUAUAAAACUAAGUUUUAUAAAUAUUUCUCAUGUAAAUAGAAGAGUUAAACAAUCACCUAGUUCAAUUUUAUAAUUAUAUUCAAUAUGAUUUAACGACUUUGUAUUGUUAUUAUAUUAUGAACAAAUUUAAAAUUAAAUUUUGCAAAUGUAUAGUUUGCAUAUGCGUGCCUAUAGUCUGUGCAUAUACAUGUUCGUUCAAGUGGGGUAUCGUUUUGUAUAAUUUUAGAGAUUAUAAUCAUUACGAUCGGCCAUCUGUACCUUAAAUAAAUAAGUAUUAUCUA